CAUUUGCUUAUAAUUAAGCAAGUCUAAUACAUUUAAUUCUGACUGCUACCUAUAAUACUACUACUUCCGUCAUUCCGGACAGGCAAAAGCUCAAGGCACAAUAUCAUCAAUACAUAACUGUGGCCACAUAGUAAAGACGCAAUACAACUUCUGAUAACACCAAUCUUCAAGCAAUGACGUCACACAGAAGAGAAGCCGUUUAACGGUCAUAAAAAUCUAUGGCUAUAUUAUGAAACAUCUGUACUGUGGGUGAAAUCUAAGGCUCAGUGCGAGACGCUUAUAUGAAUUAGUGUUUAUUAUGUCUGAAGAGAGAAAUCUAAUUAUUGUCACUGGAUUUGGUCCAUUUCUCGGACAUGAGGAAGUUAAUGCAAGCUGGGAGGCUGUGCAAAUGCUACCAAACGAAGUCAAUUACCAGGGCGUAGACUACAUUGUGGAGAAACGUCUUGUGCCUGUCGAGUACAGGGCCGUCGAUGAGGCGGUAACUGAAAUUUGGGAGCGCCAGCCAUUGCUGGUCAUACAUUGUGGAGUGUCGGGCGUCGCGAAAUGUGUGUACGUAGAGAAGUUAGCCUAUAACCAUAAAUUUCGUCGCCCGGAUAAUACGGGGCAAUAUUUGCCCAACGGCAGCAUCAGUCUCCCGCAUCAUAAUAAAAACAACGUCUUGUUUUGCGGUUUGAAUAUAGAUAAGAUUGUCGAUGUUGUAAAUUCUGAAUAUAAUGAGUGUACUGCUGAAGCGGCUCCGCCAUACAUUAAUAAUCAGAAGAUGCAGGCCACUAAAGUUUCCAAAAAUGUAGGUAGCUUUUUAUGUGGCUACAUUUAUAUAAAGUCCUUGGACAUAAGUAAAGAACGCAGUUUAUUUGUCCAUGUUCCACCAAUUGAUACGCCAUUUACCAAAUUCCAGACCGGAGAUAUUCUUUUAAAAAUUAUAAAACAAUGUAUUCAACAGGUCGUGGCAUGCAAUCAAAAAUAAAUAUUUCUUGUUUUAAUACUUA
Messenger RNA from Scaptodrosophila lebanonensis, 989 nucleotides. Its product is annotated as pyroglutamyl-peptidase 1. Gene Ontology annotation, molecular function: pyroglutamyl-peptidase activity. The coding region runs from base 299 to 967 and encodes 222 amino acids. The record is from RefSeq and is a predicted model, not a curated record. Gene Ontology annotation, biological process: proteolysis. The transcript is spliced from 2 exons. Gene Ontology annotation, cellular component: cytosol. Lineage: Eukaryota; Metazoa; Arthropoda; Insecta; Diptera; Drosophilidae.